This is a messenger RNA of Penicillium chermesinum, 1665 nucleotides long. RefSeq lists its product as uncharacterized. The coding region runs from base 1 to 1665 and encodes 554 amino acids. NCBI's taxonomy places the organism in Eukaryota, Fungi, Ascomycota, Eurotiomycetes, Eurotiales, Aspergillaceae. The record is from RefSeq and is a predicted model, not a curated record. The transcript is spliced from 3 exons.
AUGGACGCUGCAACGCUGCAUUGCAUCAUUUGCCCGACACUUCCACAAUUCAGCGACGUGUCUCAUCUGUUGACCCAUGUUGCAUCGAAGGCCCAUUUGUCUCAUUAUUUCAACCUUCAAGUCCGCACUAUUCAAGAUCCUGCCGCUGCCGAGCUCCUAAACGAGUACAACGAAUGGUACAGUGGCAACGAUCUCGCGCAGCUACUUUCGGAUCGCAUGACCUCCAAAGACGAUCGAAAGAAGAAGCGAAAGUCCAAAGCGGAAAAGGGUGAAGCAAAGAUUCCGCAAAGAAAGAAGCCUCGACGUUCGUCGAAAUCUUCUCAAGCUGUGCCGGACUUCUUAGAUCCCCGCUUGAUGGUCCCGGGCCCUACCAAAGAACCACAAGCGAUAGAUGAGUCUUCUUGCCCUGUCACUCCUUCUGUUUUUACUGCAGAAGACCGUCCGUCGUCUCAAUUGCAAGCUGGAGCGACCUCAGCGACAUGUACAGCCGCCAGUGGGCCAGAUAACCAGCAUGGACAUACCCAUGGGCAAGGUAGCUUCCCUAUAACAACUAUCCCCAAAACACCACAGCCACAUCGGAAUAAACGCAUCGUCGGCGAAUUAUCUUUGGAUUUGAAGAAUGCUUCAGAGCCCUUGCUCGACAGCACUUUCCCCACGAACACUUCAGAUGAGUUUGAUUACAAGGUAGGGCCCGACGAAAUGGCCCGGUUGAAAGGUAUAAUUUGGCCUGGGAUGGACUUGUUUGACUCCGCCACGCAACAAAUGCGUCGCAAGAGAAACCAGAAGAAAGACUGUGAAGUCUUGAAGAAGAUGGAACAGUCCUCCUUGCAGAUUGAGCCUACAGAAUUUGUUUUUCUCUCCCACUGGGAGCGGCUGAUCGACGGCAAUGCGGACAAUGACAGCCCUUUGAAAGGCGAGACGCCAAUUCCGAAGUCCCGUACUCAUCCAAAGAAAAAUGCUCUCCAGAAAAGCUUGGACCCGAACAUCAUGUGGCCUCAGGAUAGGAAGGGCUCCAAAGGAGUCACAACACGCAGCCGGAAGCAUAGCGCGACAUCUGAUGCUACACAUAACGGAUGUUCUUUACCCACUGGAGGCUUGACUGGGCUCCAGCGGCCACUCGUGGAGAACAAUGACUUUGCUCUUUCAGUCCAAGCAUUUGGAAAACGUCCUCGUCAGGCAUUCAGUGUCUUUACUGAUGAGAGCGCAAGCAUUCCACCGAGCUUGGCAAACCAAGCUCUCUUGUCAAAGAUUCAGAGGGAUACCCUAACUUUGACACCGGCUCGUCUUGUAUUGGACAGGGCCUCGGAUGACAAUGAGCAGGCCAGAAAGACCGACCAGGAAGGAGUAGAUAAAGAAAACAUGGAGCCUAUUCUCAAUUCUCAGGGCCGAAUUGACUACCCUUGGAGUUCUCCCUCGCCCAGAAGGCUGCAACAAGCAAUCCCAUACUACUAUGACGAGCUUCCUGGCAUCGGGUACCGAGCUUCAAACCCGCUCUUGGCGCCUGGGCAUAAAAUGGAUUCUUAUGAAUGCAAUCCCUAUGGCGAAGCCACCUUGGUAGCCAACAAUGAAUGGGCCGUGACUCCGACAGCACUUUCGUCCGAGGCUACUCUUCCUGACGAGGAGCGCCAGCAACAUGACCUAGCCCUGUAUUUGGUAGGUGAGUGA